This is a messenger RNA of Acaromyces ingoldii, 3169 nucleotides long. Its product is annotated as kinesin motor protein. Gene Ontology annotation, molecular function: microtubule motor activity; ATP binding; microtubule binding. Gene Ontology annotation, biological process: microtubule-based movement. Bases 224 to 3136 code for a protein of 970 amino acids. The transcript has 7 exons. The record is from RefSeq and is a predicted model, not a curated record. Lineage: Eukaryota; Fungi; Basidiomycota; Exobasidiomycetes; Exobasidiales; Cryptobasidiaceae.
UCGGCCGAGCUGAGGCGCGCUCCAACGAAAUCAACACUUGGUCGUUGGUCUCAAGUCGCAAGGAGCAAGCAAGCCCUAAUCUCUUCAGGCCAAGCGAACGACCGACGACGACGGGCGGCGACGAGACGUGACAGCGAGCGGUACAGCGGGCAAGACAUAUCCUUUCACUGGCUUGAGAGACGCCGAUUCAUUUCUUCGACUGCAGCAAUAGAGAGAGAUAGCCAUGUCGGGAAACGUCAAGGUCGUCUCGCGUUUCCGCCCGCCCAACGCGCUGGAGCUCAGGGAGGGCGGCGAUAUCGUAGUCGAAUUUGACGGAGAGCUUGGCGCCAAUGAUCACAAUAGCGUCAAAGUCAAAGGCGCUACAAGCGAGGCGGGCGGCUUCGUCUUUGACAAGGUCUUUGACAUGCAGACGAGGCAGCAAGACGUUUUUGAAUACGGCAUCAAGGAGACUGUCGAUGAUGUCAUCAACGGCUACAAUGGAACCAUCUUUGCCUAUGGUCAGACCGGAUCCGGAAAGACGUUCACGAUGAUGGGUUCCGACAUCGAUGACGACAAUUUGAAGGGCAUCAUUCCGCGCAUCACGGAGCAGAUCUUUGACAGCAUCAUGGCAUCGCCUCCAAAUCUCGAAUAUCUCGUCAAGGUCUCGUACAUGGAGAUCUACAUGGAGAAGAUCCGUGAUCUGCUUGCCCCGCAAAACGAUAACCUCCAGAUCCACGAAGAGAAGAAUAGAGGGGUAUACGUCAAGGGUCUCUCAGACUUCUAUGUUGGGGGCCAAGAGGAUGUGUACGCCAUCAUGAAACAGGGAGGAGCUUCUAGAGCUGUCUCGUCAACAAACAUGAAUGCCGAGUCCUCGAGGUCACACUCCAUCUUUCUCAUCACGAUCCAGCAGCGCAACACAGAGACGGGCUCCCAAAAGACGGGCAACCUCUACCUGGUCGACUUGGCUGGUUCCGAAAAGGUUGGCAAGACGGGUGCAAGCGGUCAGACGCUAGAAGAGGCGAAGAAGAUCAACAAGAGUCUCAGCGCACUCGGCAUGGUGAUCAAUGCGCUCACUGACGGAAAGUCGUCACACAUCCCCUAUCGAGACUCGAAGCUGACGAGGAUUCUUCAAGAAUCUCUUGGUGGUAACUCAAGAACCACGCUUAUCAUCAACUGCUCACCGUGUGCCUACAACGUCGAUGAAACCAUCUCAACCCUGCGCUUCGGUGUCCGAGCGAAGUCGAUCAAGAACAAGGCGCGGGUUAAUGCCGAGCUUUCCCCAGCCGAGCUCAAGAUGCUGUUGAAAAAAGCGCAGGCCGAUCUUGCCAAGUACCAAAAUCACUGCCAGAGUCUCGAGGCCGAGCUCAAGACCUGGCGAUCGGGAGGCAAGGUGCCCGAAGCCGAAUGGGCGGAUCUGGGCAAGGCAUCUUCCAUCGCACCUGCAGCCGAAGCACCUGCCAGCGUGGCCGCCAAGUCAUCGGCAGCUCGUCCCCAGACCCCCGCUGGGCUGCGCGAUCUGGCGUCGAGACCAGAGACGCCGACGGCCGUGUCGAUGGACAAGGACGAGCGCGAAGAGUUUCUUCGGCGCGAGAACGAGCUCGGCGACCAGAUCGCCGAGAAGGAGAGUGCGCUCAAGACAGCCGAGGCUGCCCUCCGGGAGGCUCGAGACGAGCUCAACUUCUACAAGGAGCAAGAGGGGACGCUGUCCAAGGACAACAAGUCCAUGGCUGGUGAGAUCAACGAGAUCAAGCUGCAGCUGGAAAGGGUCACCUACGAGCACAAAGAGGCGGGCAUCACCAUGGACAUUCUCAAGGAGCAGAACCAGGACCUGACGGCCGAGCUAGAGGAGGUGCGCAAGAGCCUCAACGACACUGCCAGGGGAGCGGGCGGGCAGAAGGACCCGAGCCAAGAGGGCAAGGAGCGCAAGAAGCAGGAGCGCAUGGCCAAGAUGAUGGCCGACUUCAAUGCUGGCAUCGUGUCGGACAAGGAGGAACAGAUUCGCGAGUCGCUCGCCAAGCUCGAGCUUGCCAGCCAAGAGGCCGGCAGCAACGGUCUUUCUGCAGACGACAUCACCACGCUUCGGGAGCAGCUGCUGGAGAGCCAGACAUUGGUGCGAGAGCAGCACGAGCGCGUACGGCAGGCGCAAGAGGAGAAUGAGCUGCUGGUCGCCCGUCGCGAUGAGAUGGAGACGAGGCUGGCCCAACUUGAGGCAGAGUACGAGGAGCUGCUGGACAAGACAAUUGCCGACGAGGACAAUGCGGCGGCAGCGAACGACGGUGUGAUUGCCGAGCUGCGGACCAAGCUGGAAACGCAGUACGCGUCCAAGCGCGAUGCCCAGGCAAGCGAGAUCAGUGACCUGAAGAAGCAGAUCGAGCUCAAGGCCAAGGAGACAAUGAGCCUGCAGGCUGCCAACGAGAGCCUCAAGGGCGCAAACGAGGAGCUCAAGCGGGCGUUUGCGGUCACGACGGCCAGCGUCGAGGGAGGCAAGAAUCUGGCCGAGAGUGCGCGCGAGAUGGAGCGUGUACGCAAGACAAUGACGACGCAGCUGGCCGAAUUUGACAACAUGAAGAAGAGCCUGAUGCGCGAUCUUCAGAACAGAUGUGAAAAGGUCGUUGAGCUGGAGAUCUCGCUCGAUGAGAGCAAGGAACAGUACAACAAUGUCGUUCGCUCGUCCAACUCCAAGGCGCAGCAGAAGAAGAUGGCCUUCCUGGAGCGCAACCUCGAGCAGUUGACCAACGUGCAGAAGCAGCUCGUGGAGCAAAACUCGACGCUCAAGAAGGAGGUGGCCAUCGCUGAGCGCAAGCUCUUGGCAAGAAACGAGAGGAUCCAGGCUCUGGACGCCCAUCUCCAAGACUCAAAGGAGAAGCUCGAGGUGCAGAACAGGCACUACGAGGACCAGUUGGCGUCGGUCAAGCAGAUGCUCAACCAGGCUCGCGAGCUCAAGAACAGUCAGGCGGGCGGCAUGGCCAUGGGCUUCGGACGUAUCGCGAAGCCAUUGCGCGGCGGCGGUCCCCAGGCCCCCGCCAACACUGGCGUGCCUCAGCCAGGACCUCAUGCCCCGGUCCGGUAUCCCAACAUUGGCAACGCGCAACCAGGAGGUUACGAUGCCAAUUCGCCAAAGGGAAGGUCUUCUUGGUUCUUCUCAUCGUCCAAAUAGACGGAUUACCUCUUCUUUGCUCGCCUUCCUCCC